AUGCCUUCAGAGCCAUCGAAACCUUCCACGUCCGGAAUUGUCACAGACGAGAAUAGCGGCGAACGUCAUAUUCCCGAGUCUGUUCGACCAGAUGGUACAACGAGAAAAGCGAUCAAGAUAAAGCCUGGAUAUCGCCCACCUGAGGAUGUCGAGGUUUACAAGAACCGCACUGCCGAAUCAUUCCGCAGUCGCGGAAAAGGUGGAAUUCCCGGUGCCGACGGACUGAAGGACCAAAAGGUCGAGCUGCCAUCUGCGGCCGCCAACAAGAACGCAAAGCGUCGCGAAGCCAGGAAGAAGGCCAAAACUACGGUUGGCUCACAGGAUGACGCGAAACCAGUAACAGACCAGGACGCCGCAGUAAAGACGGUCGAGGAGGUUGAUCCCGAAGCCGAGAAGGAGAAGAAGGCGCGAAACCUCAAGAAGAAGCUCAAGCAGGCUAAGGACUUGAAGAGCAAGAAAGAGGGAGGCGAGGCAUUGCUGCCCGAGCAGAUCGCCAAGGUCAUCAAGAUCAAUGAACUCAUACGAGAAUUGGAGGCGCUCGGGUUCGACGCAGAGGGGGAGCCCAAAGCUGCCAAUGCGGAUGCGGCUACGAAGGAC
Messenger RNA from Pseudomassariella vexata, 597 nucleotides. Its product is annotated as putative RNA binding protein Pym. The annotation marks the transcript as partial. The transcript has a single exon. Gene Ontology annotation, biological process: exon-exon junction complex disassembly. Gene Ontology annotation, molecular function: RNA binding. Lineage: Eukaryota; Fungi; Ascomycota; Sordariomycetes; Amphisphaeriales; Pseudomassariaceae. Gene Ontology annotation, cellular component: exon-exon junction complex; cytoplasm. The record is from RefSeq and is a predicted model, not a curated record.